This is a messenger RNA of Psilocybe cubensis, 342 nucleotides long. RefSeq lists its product as uncharacterized. Gene Ontology annotation, biological process: translational initiation. NCBI's taxonomy places the organism in Eukaryota, Fungi, Basidiomycota, Agaricomycetes, Agaricales, Agrocybaceae. Gene Ontology annotation, cellular component: eukaryotic 43S preinitiation complex. Gene Ontology annotation, molecular function: translation initiation factor activity; ribosomal small subunit binding; RNA binding. The record is from RefSeq and is a predicted model, not a curated record. The coding region runs from base 1 to 342 and encodes 113 amino acids. The transcript has 4 exons.
AUGAGCGUACAGAACCUCAAUACAUACGAUCCCUUUGCAGACGAAGGGGACCCGCUUGGCGACAGUGCCGACGUUGGAUCCACCGCAGAUUACAUACACAUUCGUAUUCAACAGCGCAAUGGACGCAAGACUCUGACUACUCUCCAGGGUCUGCCUAAACAAUAUGAUUCCAAGAAGCUUUUGAAGGCUUUCAAGAAGGAAUUCGCCUGUAACGGUACCCUUGUCGAUGAUGAGAAGAUGGGUCAGGUUAUUCAGCUUCAAGGAGACCAGAGGGCAAAGAUUUCUGCUUUCCUCGUCGAGAAUGGAUUGGAAAAAUCCACCAUCAAGGUUCAUGGAUUCUAG